GGCAGGUCGAUAACAAAUAUGGCGUGAGAAGACGACAUUAUCUGGAAUGCAUUCGCUUUAGUGGACGAUUUUGCAGGAUAAAAUUGUGAAAUUGACACGAUUUCUGCCCUCGCAAGUGGAGAGUCAAGUGCCGUGUGUGAUAUGCUUGCGGGUGGAACCCUGAGCGCCCUUUAAACUGCACGAAAAUGAGUGAAGUGAGUAUUUCCUCUGCGAGAGCUUCGGUGAUGGUGUAUGAUGACAUCAAUAAGAAAUGGAUUCCCAGUGGAGGAACUUCAGGGAUGUCGAAAGUGCAUAUAUACCAUCAUCAGAUCCAUAACACCUUUAGAGUAGUUGGCCGAAAACUACAAGAUCAUGAGGUUGUCAUUAACUGUGCCAUUCUGAAAGGUCUUAAAUACAACCAAGCGACUCAAACCUUUCAUCAAUGGCGAGAUAACAAGCAUGUUUAUGGCCUCAAUUUUAGCAGUAAAGAAGAUGCAGAUGCAUUUGCACGUGCCAUGAUUCACGCACUUGAGGUGUUGGCGAGUGGUAUCAACAGGAAUCCCAUUCCUCCACCUGCUCCACCUCAACAAUAUGUUCAAAGCAAUGGUCAAUAUGAUGAUGACAUGGGUGGAUACAGGUCAACACAAAAUAUGGAGAUGGAACGUCGCAUGUCUCAACAGUCCCAGAUGUUGAGCAGCCCCCAGGCCGCGACUCCCCCGGGCCACCACCGCACCUCCUCGGCGCCGCCCGCCCCCCAGCCAGCCCCCGCGCCCCCUAUGAUGGGGGGUGGGGCGCCGCCACCGCCCCCGCCUCCCAUGUCCAACAUGUCACGAUCCUCGAGCUCUGACGGACAAGAAGCCGGUUCGCUCGCGGCCCAGCUCCAGAGUGCACGCCUUAAGAGGGCCAACAACAACGCCAGUAAACAACCUGCUGAAAACAGUGGCUCGAGUACAAGUAGUGGAGGAAGUAACUAUGGCACCCUAGGCCGUAGCCCCAUGGGCAUGGCAAGCAUGAUGGAUGAAAUGGCCAAGACUCUUGCUAGGAGACGGGCUGCUUGUGAAAAGAAAGAACCGGACCCUGCCGUGGAUGAUCAAGAUAAGAAGCAGUGGGACAAGAAUAGUGGUGGCAAACUUGCUAAUGGUGGAGAAUCACCGAAACCAGGGCGUAAACGCUUUGGUUCUUCGUCAGAGGAAAACCUCGUGCCCAAAGUUAAUGGCUUGAACAGCGGAGAUGCCAAUGGAGGCUCAAUUGGAGAUUUGGAUGCUCUGAAACAAGAGAUAAUUCGGGAAAUGCGUCAAGAAAUGUCACGUUUGAAACAAGACCUGAUAAAUGUUAUCAAACAAGAGUUGUCAAGACGGUAAUGGGUGUAAUGCUGUGGGAUACUUGCCAAAGCAUCGACUGAACCUGCUGAAGUUUUGUGUUGCUCUUAGGCUGAUAAAUGGUACACAAACAAUUUUAUAUGUUUCAUAUCUAAUAUGAAUGGUUUUGAGAAGUCUGUCUGCAACAUUUUCUUCAAUGUUUUAUGUGUAUUUGGGUGCGAGUUCCGAAUCUUAUUAUCAGGUAUGGUAGUGUAUCUUUUAUUAUGUAUUGUGAUUAAUGCUGGAAGGAAUAUGUCGCUAGAGUUAUGAUCAAAGAAUUUCCUAAUAUCUACUAGGAAAGCAUUUACUUGUUUUACCGCUUGCUGGAGGGAGAACCUGCCAUAUAAAACUCGGCCACUUCGUUCAUAGCAGUGGGGGUACCUAUGUACCGUUGUGUAUAGACUGUGUUACAUGGUUUGAGUGUUGCUGUGUUAUCAUUAGUACCUCUCAUCCAGCUAAGAUUAUAAUACAUGUUAUAUUUAUGUAUACAUAGGUUAUAUGUAAUUUUAAAUGUCUACUUAUGUAUACAUAUUUAUAAAUAAUCAUUCUUAUUUUUGUUUAUUAGUUAACGAUAUUUCUUCAAUGUUCCCUUGGGUGUUAUCAAGCUCUUUCUCCUUCAGAUUUCUGGUGUUUUUUCCUUUUGGGACCAUAUGAUGUAUUUUAAGGGGGAUUUUUUUUUCUACUUAAGAGUGAAUUUGAACAUUUGUGCUCAGUGUGUUAUCUUCAUCAUUUUGGAGUUAGCAUUUGUCUUGUUAAAGUAUUAAAAUUGUGCUUGGUCAUGAGCAUCCAAAUGGCUUUGCUCAAAAGGAACUAAAAAGAGCAGUUAUCCACUUCCUUUGUGUUUUUAAUCCGUGGGUAUUUUUAUCUCAAUAUUUCCUUUCCGUCAUUUAUGGCUUGUUUGUUGUCAGUAUUAUCACUCCAGUGCUUAUUUUUAAAAAAAUGUAUGGCCUUAGAUUGUUUUAUCAAAUGUUGGUAUGAUUUGCAAUAGAAGUUGUAAAAUGUUUUUGGUUUUUUUAAAAUCUUCCUUGAGUUUGCUGUUCUUUGUAGAGUGAGCUUGACAGUGCUUGAGGGAAUCAAGCAUAGAAAAUUUUAAUGCAUUGACUUGUGCUUUUCAAGCAGUUUGCGUGUGUGUGUCAGCUUCUUGCAUGUGUUCAGGCUACACCUGAGUGGAACAGGUUCUUCCUAUUUGUUUUAUCGUACAGAAAUUAUAUGUUGGAAAAUAUUAUUUUAUAUUAUUUAUGCUUUGUAAAGUGUAGUGAGUCAUUUGAGGGAGAAAUGAAUUUUAUUUGCAAAAUCUGUACAUAUUAUUUAUGGAUGGUUAUUUUUGCGCAUUUGUUAAUGAUUUGUAUGUAUAUAAUCAAUGACCUACCUACUUAUGUAUGAAUGGAUGUAACCAUUUUAUCAAUGUACUCUAAUUUGUGCAUUGCAAUGGUUAUGAAAAUAACAUGAUAUGGCCACACUGGAUGAACUAUUACUUUCUAGUUUCAAUUUUUGAAUCUUUAUUUCUGGAUGAGAAGGAAACCUUUGUGCUUCAAUGAAUUCAACACUGCUCUGUUUAAGUGCAGUUUUUAUGAUGAGUGCUUUCUGAACAAUGCAAGCAUAAGCCUUGACUGACUUUUGCAAUGCUGUAAUAUUGUGGCUGUGGAUAUUCCUUGGGUAAGAUUUCUCAACACUCCACUUGAUUGGUUUCCUCUCUUUUUCACCUUGUAUCUUUGUUUGCUUUAGCUGUUUUUCCAGUAGUUUAGUGCUCACUUCCCUACAGUAUUAUAUCUGACACAUGCAUUUCUUUACAUUUAGGUUUAUGGAACAGAAAAGACUUAAUGUUGCUUCUUUUAAUUGUGAGAGAAAUUUGAAGUAUGUUUAUCUAGUAUUUUAAGUAAAAGCCAUGCGUUGAUUACCCCCCUCCAAAAAAAAAGUAUGAGUUGAUAGCUAAGUUUGUCCUGGGUUGGCCCAAGUAGUUUACUCUUUCAAUCAUGGUAAGCUCAUUUUGUUUUCAGUUAUUAGGAAUAGAAGGAAACCUGUAUUCCCCUUUGUAUUUGAAGAAAAACUGUUGACAUUUACUACUUGUUCAUAAUGUUCAUAGCAGAGAUAACCUAAUUGUAGAUUAUCAAUAUUUGAUAAAUUGUGUACUGCUCAAGUGAAAAGAAUUUUGUUUUCACCAAAUCUAAAAACACAAAAUGCUAGUACUUUUUUUUUCUUUUUCAAAGUAGUUCUGUAUUAUCCUAGUAGUGAGCUUUUACACAGGACGCCCUCGCUAUUCCCUGUUGUGACUGUGAUCCCUGCACGCCUCCCUGCAUUCUUUUGAAUCAGGACUCAUUCCUACUCAAAAUCCCAUGGAGAAUGUUAAACUUUGGAUUACAUAUAAGGAUGAACUGUUGUUUGGUUUGUGUUUUAUGUGAAAGUAAUAUCAGUUCCUUCAACUGUAUUCACUCUCAUAUUGGUGCCGAAUGGAAGUAGGAGGUAAUGAAUGUACUAAGUCUUCCCUUGGGUCGUUGCUUCCACUGGUAUCCAUAAACAAAAUGGAAUAAUUUUGAUAAAAAAAAUUUAUCACUCUUUAUUCAUGCAAAGUAAAAAUCCAAUUUAUUUUCCAUCGGUUUCCAUCUGUAUUUUAGCUAUAGCAAAGGUGAAAUAUUCCACAGCACGAAAGGCUUGGUAAACAUCAAUGCUGAGGCGGCUUCCACCUGUAAUUUGCCCCAUGUAUCCCGGCAUUGAUACGUUAUUAACACCGCCACCUAGGUCCUGCUCUGCGUUUAUUUAGACUUUGAAUAUAAAAUUUUAUUUUUGAAUAUCCUUUGCUGAUUUUUUUUUAAUGUUCUCUAUUGCCGAUUUCAGUUAUACUUUUUAAAUUUGUUUUCCAAACAUCAGUAAAUAACACUCAUCAAUGUGUUACUUUUUAGCAGUGGUUAAUGUGCAUUUUUUUCAGUUGUGGAGGGGAUUCAUUCAGCUUUCACUCAGCUUUUUUUUAUUUUUUUACACUUGUAUCAAUAAUUCAAUUAUGUAUGGUUUGCUCCAGUAUUUUUUCCUCCUUUAAACGAAAUUACUAAUUACUUGCUCAAGUGUAUCUUUGAUAUUACUUAGAUAAGAUAUGCAAUGCACAAAUGACUUGUAGUUAUUUUAGGUCUAUCUCCUCGUUUUUAGCAUACCACAUAUUUGAAAGGACCAUCUUCUCUGACCUAGACCUACAUAUUUGUGUUUUGAUGUAAAGUUCACUGCUGUGUGUAAUCUUAUGUGUUAUCUGGUUGCAUUUAGUGUUUUCCUACUGUAAUUACUCAUGCAGGAAGUGUAUUCCUUGUCUCAGUAUUUUGCUGUGGGGCAUCCCAAACAUUAUUUUGCCUCCAUAUGUCAUUGGAGCUAACAUUGGACAACACUAAUUUGGGUUUCUUCUACUUACGCUUGUGCCAGUGUCUGUAAAAUUAAUAGUGCCAAAUGGCGCAGAGUGCUCUUCAAGCGCAAGGCGGAGACCAUGCCUCAUGUAGCUUUGAUGAAAACCAAUUUGGUUUCUUGCUUCUUAUUACUGGGGAAUUUUAUUUGGUUGUCAUUUCAGAUUUGAAUAUCUGAGAAUUGUUCAGGAGUAGCAAGCAUGCACAGUGCAAACCAAAGCUGGUCUUUUUUUUAAAUGUAUAUUUUUAUCGUUUGUCUUAAAGACACAUUAGUGUCACAUAGUCAGAAAUGAGAUUCUUCUAUAUGAGUGCCUCUAAUCAAACCAAAGGUUCUGCAAACUGAAUUUUGAAGAAAUGUGGACAUCUUUAUCUGCCUCCCUUACCUUCUUUCUUUUUAUUAGUGGAGGUUUAAGCUUAUGGUUACCAAGAUCCCAUAAUGCUUGGCUUUCAUGGUUGUAAAGCCAUUUCUCUCAUAUGUCCAGAAAGGUCAACUCUUGCUUGAAGCUUAUCUUAUUGCCUAACUGAAGUGGGACUCAUUGAAUUGUUAAUCUACUGUAUGCUUUAAAGUCACCCUGGGAAUCAGUUACGGUAGCAUUAAGUCUUUCAACCUGGUAAUGGUAAUGUUGGCUUAGUUUUCAACUGCCUAACCAGUGCUUUUUGCUCUACACUAAUCAACUAGAGGAGUAUGCUUAUUUCAAUAACAAGCACAUAGUCAGUACUUUUAAGUCUAGUUUAGUAAGCGUUCAAUGGGUAUUUUUCCUUUAAAAUGUCUUAUUGCUGUAAUUUAUUUCUUCUUCUCAUGUUUCAUAUGAUAGAACUCAAUGUGUUUGAAUUUUAACUGGGAAUUCAAACCUUUAAGUAUUUGUUAAUACUGAAUAUUGAACAAAUACCAGCAGUGUUAUUUCAUUUCCUUCUGAGGUUAUGACAUUUUUGUAUUUCUAGAGAAAUAUAUUGCAGUGUACUUUGAAGUUACUGUAAUAAUUAAGUUUUUCUCCUGUGUGCCAUGAAGCAAUUUGUGUAAUUUAAAAUUUCAUUCAGCCCAUGUGUUGUAUUUUCUGAUAGGACUCACCGAGGCCCAGAUUUAUACUCCAUGGCCCAUAUUUACGAAUCUUGUAAUCCUUCGUGAUGAUGAACUUUCAAAAGUUGUAACAGGCCAUGCAUUCAAUAAUACUUAAAUUUAUUUAUUUUUACUUUGCUGUCUUUCUUCAUUUUGCUUUACUGGGCAGACCUUGACAGCUUGGUUCUUGGUUGAAUGGUAUGAUAUUGUGAGGGGCUGGACUUGAAUUUUAAAUUUUAUUUCCUCUUUUUUAAUUGUGGUCUCUCUUUUGUUGUGUGAUGAGGUUAUCCCUUAAGAAAUGUCUUGAACACAUGUGAUUUAUUUCGUAGCCAAUAUUUUAUGUAAAUAUGUAUUUUUUUUUCCUUAGAAAAUUUUCUUUAGAGUAAUUAGAGCACAAUUACCUUUUCCUUUUCCUAAAAAAACAAGCCUCAUUUAGAUGCUCUGUUGAUCAAAAGACUCAACUGUUUUGCUGAGCAGAGUUCAAAGACUUUGUGAUGAGAAAAUGCUACCUUAAUCAUUUCUUUUUUCUGUAAUACCAUAUCAUGGUAAGCAAAGCACACUAUUGCACAUUAUUUUGCAUGAACCUUCUCUGAACAUAUUAACCUUGUGGUAGUGGUUCUAUUCUGAUCUCAUUUCAAUCACAUAUGAUUUUGUGAAAAAAAAAAUUGUUUUCCCCCACUGAGCCCGUUAAUUACAAAUAUGUAAAUGUGUAAAAUACAAUAUUCUAUAGAUGUAGGAUGUGACCUAACUUUUUCUUUGUUUUCUUUCUUUUCUUUUCUUUUUUGUUUUUGUUUCUGCUAUACCUUUGGACUGGGUAGCAAACACAAUCAUACACAACUGUGGAUGCCAUAUUUCCUGUCAUUUUGCAUCGUAUUUUCAAUAAACUGAUAAAUGAAAUGCAAA
Frankliniella occidentalis (western flower thrips) is the source of this 6677-nucleotide messenger RNA. It is a transcript of the gene ena, whose product is annotated as protein enabled. Gene Ontology annotation, molecular function: SH3 domain binding. The record is from RefSeq and is a predicted model, not a curated record. The transcript is spliced from 10 exons. Lineage: Eukaryota; Metazoa; Arthropoda; Insecta; Thysanoptera; Thripidae. The coding region runs from base 186 to 1340 and encodes 384 amino acids.